Molecule: messenger RNA, 816 nt
Organism: Huiozyma naganishii CBS 8797
Lineage: Eukaryota; Fungi; Ascomycota; Saccharomycetes; Saccharomycetales; Saccharomycetaceae
Gene: NAT4
Product: N-terminal L-serine N(alpha)-acetyltransferase NatD
Exons: 1
Coding region: 1-816 (271 amino acids)
Cellular component (GO): nucleus
Molecular function (GO): histone H2A acetyltransferase activity; histone H4 acetyltransferase activity; protein N-terminal-serine acetyltransferase activity
Source: RefSeq, a predicted model, not a curated record
AUGGACGAGAACGAUCUUACUCUGUUUUUGCAGACUGUAGAUAGACAAUUCCCAACAGUAAUAGGAUGUGAUCUAAACGGCACUGCGGUUUCUUUGAAAAGAAGAAUCCACUACAUUGAAGGGGUUGGUGAUGAUGAUGAUGAGUCACAUAAUAAGAUAAUGUCCUAUCCCGGUGGGCUACCCCCGCUGCCCCCCACCACAGACGACAACCCGACGGCGAAAGAGGAUAAUACUUGCGAACGAUGUCUCCGUAUCUUUCUUGAGAUCUUAGACAACAACUUGGGCCCCGUUUAUGCAAGACUCUCUCGAAAAAUAUACGGGAACAGUAAGCACUGGCGAGAAAAUAAGUGGUUGGAGAUGCUCUCCGCUCAACUAGUAUAUGUCAGUUACUGGGUCAGUGACUCUGAACCAGUGUUGUACACUUCUUUUAUGUUGACAGAAGAGAAUGGUAUCUCAUCCAUAGAGAGUACAGAUAGAGUCGUAUACCUCUACGAGAUCCAGCUAAUCGAGGCAAUCCGUAGGCAGAAACUUGGGCAAGCCAUUGUAAGUUACCUGACUGAAUGUGCCCUGGAGAGCCCAGAAGUCGCAGCCGUUGCGUUGACUGUAUUUAGUGACAACGAAAAAGCUCUAAAGUUCUACGAGCGUCUAAAUUUCACAUACACCAUUGAUUCGCCACGAGACGAAGUUACAGAAAAGCCCAGAAGACGAACAGCUGCCCGCACGGCGCUAGACCCUGCUAGAGACAGCGAUGUUAAAGUAACUAUAAAGAAGCCUACCUAUUACCUGUUGUAUUUGGAAGUGGUAAAUCAUGUGUAA